UUCGUUGUUGGGGUUCACUUGUUCAUGUGACAAACUCGUGUGCUUUGCCUUAUAAAUCGAUCUACAUACCGUCAUAGCUAUAGAAAGACAAACUUACCUACCUAGGCCUAGCCUACAUCAGAUAAAAUAAGUUUUCUUGGUUAGCCCGGCCCUGACACCAUAAAAUCCACAAAUAAAUAUAUUCAAAGUAAGUUAGGUUACCCAAGUGGUUAGAAAAGUGUAGUGCAAUUAGACCUAAGUGUACUUAACUUUGGCUAACUUACCGCCUAGGGACCUAACUUAAGUUAUUUUUUAACUUUUUUUUAUUAUCAGUAACAGUUAACCUAAAAUGACAGUAUUGAAAAAAGUAUUGGCCACAGGAAUAUCAGCUUGUGGCGGGGGUUUAGUCUUGUAUUCUUUAUAUAAUCAGAAUUUAGAGAAAUUUAAAGUGAACGCAUCUUGGACAACUAACUACACCCCUCAAGUGCCCUGGGAUUUCAAUUGGGACAGGAGAAAUCCUGAAAGCCUUGUGAAGCCCUGUAAAGGAAAGGAAGAUGAAGCCAGGUACAACGCAGAAAUAGCAAAUGCAACCCCAACUGCUAAGCGUCACAUCAUUUUGAUCCGUCACGGCCAGUAUAACUUGGACGGAAAAAGUGAUGUUGAAAAAUUCCUCACGCCAAUAGGUAAGGAGCAGGCGGCAAUGACGGGUAAGCGGUUGAAGGAGCUCGGCCACAACUACACGCAUCUGACUGUGUCCACUAUGACCAGGGCUAAAGAGACGGCUUCCAUCAUACAGGGCUUCUUGCCGUCCAGUGUGAAAGUGACUCAUUGCUCCAUGCUGGAGGAGGGCGCACCCAUACCUCCCGAACCACCAGUGGGCGACUGGCGCCCUGAACCUCAUCAGUUUUUUCAAGACGGAGCUCGCAUCGAAGCAGCUUUUAGGGAGCACAUUCACAGAGCAAGUCCUAAACAGAAGGAAGACUCCUACGAAGUUAUUGUGUGUCAUGGAAACGUCAUAAGAUUUUUUCUCUGCAGGGUACUUCAAUUCCCGGCAGAUGCCUGGUUGAGGAUUUCUCUUCGUCAUGCUAGCCUCUCGAUCUUAACGAUUCUCCCAAGUGGUCGAGUGGUUCUACGUUCUGUUGGAGACACUGGACAUUUCCCCCCUCAACUCCUCACAUCAACGUAAACACAACGUGCAGUACAACUCGCACACCAAUCAGUAUACAGUUAUAUCUAGCAUUAUUAGAAAUUGUAUCUUGAGAGAAAAAACGAAUCUGUAAAAUUAUAAUUUAAUGUUGUGUGUUUGUUGACAAUUAAGUCUGGUUUGGUAAUUUUGUAUCUCUGCCAUUUAAGUUUGUAAUUUGGUUGAUCAAAAUAGCGUUAAAGGAUGAUCAUGUUAACUGUUUGAAUAAUAUUUAUUUCCGAAAUAAUAUACCAAGAUUAGAAUGAUUCUGAGAAGCUGAAAACAGAACAAAUGAUAAUACAUGUGAUUAAAAGUGCUUCAAAUGCAAAAACUUUUAUAUUGAUGGAAUAAGUGAGGACUUAGUAAUGUUUGUGAUAAAAUACACUCCAAUGCAGGGAUGAAAAACAAAAUGGGCUCUGUUAAGUUGUAUCAUGAAA
Molecule: messenger RNA, 1599 nt
Organism: Macrosteles quadrilineatus (aster leafhopper)
Lineage: Eukaryota; Metazoa; Arthropoda; Insecta; Hemiptera; Cicadellidae
Product: serine/threonine-protein phosphatase Pgam5, mitochondrial-like
Exons: 5
Coding region: 329-1165 (278 amino acids)
Biological process (GO): positive regulation of mitochondrial fission
Cellular component (GO): mitochondrion
Source: RefSeq, a predicted model, not a curated record